AUUAAUACAAGGCAAUGACUUGGGUCUCACAAUGGAGGGUGAGAGGGAGGGGACGCACAAAGAAUAAGCACCUUCCACACUAAAGCAAUGAUUGCAGGCACUGCCGAUAGUACCUGAAAGAGGGAGAAAACGACUCCAAGGUUACAGGUACUGGGUGGUGCAGUAGCAUGAGAAGACACAUAUUUCUAUCUGUAGCCAUAGGACUCAUCCUGGUGUCCACGGGAGAUUGUGAGGUGGACUGUGAAAACUCAAAACACUGCCCCAAGACAGAAUGGAUGAGCCAGUGGUACAUAUGGCUUGUGGUUACUGCGGGAGUAUUGAUGCUAAUGUUGGGAGUCACCUGUGCCUGUCUACGUUGCUGGUACCUCCGACAACAACAGCAGUGCCCAGAGAGGGCAGGAGAGCAGCCUUGUGAAGUCACAGUCAUCGCCAUCGACCAUGACAGUACCAUCCAAAGUACUCUGACCUCUCUUCAGUCAGUGCUUGGCCCGGCUGCACGGAGGAUAUUCGCUGUGUCUCACUCCCAUGGUCCUCCACCUCAGUUCCAUUCUACUGGACCGGAGACCCCACCAUGUUACGAGGAGGCCCUGCGCAUGAGUAGAUUCACUGUCGCCCAGAGCACUCACAAACUUCCCUCUCUUGCCUCAGUUCCAGAAGAAAGGAAUGAAAUCCCUAUACCAUAGCAAAUGGACAAUACAUAAGGACGACCCUUAUACCUCACACACCAACAGUCGCUCACUACAAAUAGAAAAAAUACAUUGAAGAUUUUGGCUCUUCAGUCUAGAUUGUUUGUAAUAUAUUAUUAGCAACUUUCUUGUCAAUCAGUUGUCAGUAGCAGCUUAUCCAGGUGACGACAGAAUAUUUUUUUACAGAUCAUCAAGAAAUAUUUCAAGCAUUUUAUAUCUGAUUGGGGCAUGUUCCAUAAUAGUCAAAGGGCAUCAUCAUAAUUACCUUAGAUCAAAUUUAAGGACUCUCAUGAAACACCUUGCAAAAUACAUAUCUUUCAACAGGCUGCAUUCCACAAGACAACCACUGGGUGGCCACACAGAGUACAUUGCAACAACAAUAGUUUACCAUUAUAAAUAAUCACACUUUUACUAAUGUAGUCCGUCAUAUUAAUAAUAAAACUUCAGAUAUUAUACACAGAA
Molecule: messenger RNA, 1148 nt
Organism: Bufo bufo (common toad)
Lineage: Eukaryota; Metazoa; Chordata; Amphibia; Anura; Bufonidae
Gene: TMEM52B
Product: transmembrane protein 52B
Exons: 6
Coding region: 168-683 (171 amino acids)
Source: RefSeq, a predicted model, not a curated record